AUGUCAUGCAAUGCACGGGGAAAUCAAACACAUGUAACAGAAUUCAUCCUUCUGGGAUUUGGAGAGCUUCCAGAACAGCACCUUAUUCUCUUCCUGCCGUUCCUUCUGAUCUACAUUGUGACUAUGACUGGGAACCUCCUCAUUCUUGCACUGGUUGUGGCUGAUCAGCACCUCCACACCCCCAUGUACUUUUUCUUGGGCAGUUUGUCCUUCUUGGAGAUCUGCUACACUUCAAACAUCCUUCCCAGGAUGCUGGCCAGUGCUGUGACUGGGAACAGAAGCAUUUCCUUCCAUGGUUGUUUUGUACAAUAUUAUUUCUUUGGAUGCUUUGCAGCAACUGAAUGCUAUCUCCUUGCAGUGAUGUCCUAUGAUCGAUAUUUAGCAAUAUGCAAACCCCUGCAUUAUACAGCCCUGAUGAAUACCAGAGUCUGUCUCCAGCUAGUGACUGGAUCUUGGAUAAGUGGGUUUCUGUCUAAUUCUAUAUUAACAUUGCUGAUUGCAAGUUUAUCUUUCUGUGGCCCCAAUGAAAUUGAUCACUUCUUCUGUGAUUCCUUCCCUAUGAUCAAACUUUCCUGCAGUAAUAGUCAUAUAGAAAGACUGAUGACUUCCUUUAUGGCCUGUGUAACCUCUCUGAUCCCCUUUAUGUUAACACUAGCAUCCUAUAUUUGUAUCAUAACCACCAUCAUGAAAAUACCUUCUACCACUGGAAGGAAGAAGGCAUUUUCAACUUGUUCGUCUCACCUCAUUGUGGUGACACUUUUCUAUGGAUCAAUAAUAUUUGUCUAUGGGAUCCCACAAAAGAAGACACUGAAACAUAUUACCAAAGUCUUCUCAGCCUUCUUUACAAUCCUGACACCAAUCUUAAAUCCCCUCAUCUACAGCCUGAGAAACAAAGAGGUAAAGGAAGCCUUGAAGAAAGCCAUGCAUAAAGUUACUGGUUUUAAGAAAGGUUUCCUCAUUUCACAAAAAAUAGCUUCAGGUUGA
Molecule: messenger RNA, 984 nt
Organism: Alligator sinensis (Chinese alligator)
Lineage: Eukaryota; Metazoa; Chordata; Crocodylia; Alligatoridae
Product: olfactory receptor 6C75-like
Exons: 1
Coding region: 1-984 (327 amino acids)
Biological process (GO): G protein-coupled receptor signaling pathway
Cellular component (GO): membrane
Molecular function (GO): G protein-coupled receptor activity; olfactory receptor activity
Source: RefSeq, a predicted model, not a curated record